AUGGCUCUCAAAGGACAAGAAGAUUACAUUUAUCUCUUCAAGGAUUCCGCACAUCCUGUGGACCUUCUGGAUGCCUUCAGAACAUUUUACCUGGAUGGAUUAUUUACUGAUAUCACCCUUCAGUGUCCUUCGGGCAUCAUCUUCCAUUGUCACCGAGCUGUGUUAGCUGCUUGCAGCAAUUAUUUUAAGGCCAUGUUCACGGCGGACAUGAAAGAAAAAUUUAAAAACAAAAUCAAACUCUCUGGUAUCCACCAUGAUAUUCUAGAAGGCCUUGUCAAUUAUGCAUAUACAUCCCAGAUUGAAAUAACGAAAAGAAACGUCCAGAGCCUGCUCCAGGCAGCAGAUCUGUUGCAGUUCCUCUCCGUGAAGAAGGCUUGCGAGCAGUUCUUGGUAAGACACCUGGAUAUUGACAAUUGUAUUGGGAUGCACUCCUUUGCAGAGUUUCACAUGUGUCCAGAACUAGAGAAGGAAUCUCGGAGAAUUCUGUGCUCGAGGUUUAAGGAAGUGUGGCAACAAGAAGAAUUUCUAGAAAUCAGCCUUGAGAAGUUCCUCUUUAUCUUAUCGAGGAAGAAUCUAAGUGUUUGGAAAGAAGAAGCUAUCAUAGAGCCAGUGAUUAAGUGGACCGCCCAUGAUGUGGAAAAGCGAAUUGAAUGCUUGUAUAAUCUGCUGAGCUAUAUCAACAUCGACAUUGAUCCAGUGUAUUUAAAAACAGCAUUAGGCCUUCAAAGAAGCUGCUUGCUAACAGAAAAUAAAAUCCGCUCUCUAAUAUACAAUGCCUUGAAUCCCAUGCAUAAGGAGAUUUCCCAGAGGUCCACAGCCACAAUGUAUAUCAUUGGAGGCUACUACUGGCAUCCUUUGUCAGAAGUCCACAUAUGGGAUCCUUUGACGAAUGUUUGGAUUCAGGGAGCAGAAAUACCAGAUUAUACCAGAGAGAGUUAUGGGGUUACAUGUGUGGGACCCAACAUUUAUGUCACUGGGGGCUAUAGGACGGAUAACAUAGAAGCUCUCGACACAGUGUGGAUCUAUAACAGUGAAAGUGAUGAUUGGACAGAGGGUUUGCCAAUGCUCAAUGCUAGGUAUUACCACUGUGCAGUCACCUUGGGCGGCUGUGUCUAUGCCUUAGGGGGUUACAGAAAAGGAGCGCCAGCGGAAGAGGCCGAGUUCUAUGACCCUUUAAAGGAGAAAUGGAUCCCUAUUGCCAACAUGAUUAAAGGUGUGGGAAAUGCUACUGCCUGUGUCUUACAUGAAGUUAUCUAUGUCAUUGGCGGUCACUGCGGCUACAGAGGAAGCUGCACCUAUGACAAGGUCCAGAGCUACAAUUCUGAUAUCAAUGAAUGGAGCCUCAUCACCUCCAGUCCACAUCCAGAAUACGGAUUGUGCUCAGUUCCAUUUGAAAACAAGCUGUAUCUAGUUGGCGGACAAACUACAAUCACAGAGUGCUACGACCCUGAACAAAACAAGUGGAGGGAAAUUGCUCCCAUGAUGGAAAGAAGGAUGGAGUGUGGUGCUGUCAUCAUGAACGGAUGCAUUUAUGUCACUGGAGGAUAUUCCUACUCCAAGGGAACAUAUCUUCAGAGCAUUGAGAAAUAUGAUCCAGAGCUGAAUAAGUGGGAAAUUGUGGGUAACCUUCCCAGUGCCAUGCGGUCUCAUGGAUGUGUUUGUGUGUAUAAUGUCUGAUGGUAA
Molecule: messenger RNA, 1683 nt
Organism: Ochotona curzoniae (black-lipped pika)
Lineage: Eukaryota; Metazoa; Chordata; Mammalia; Lagomorpha; Ochotonidae
Gene: KLHL23
Product: kelch like family member 23
Exons: 3
Coding region: 1-1677 (558 amino acids)
Molecular function (GO): protein binding
Source: RefSeq, a predicted model, not a curated record